This is a messenger RNA of Letharia columbiana, 1413 nucleotides long. RefSeq lists its product as uncharacterized. Lineage: Eukaryota; Fungi; Ascomycota; Lecanoromycetes; Lecanorales; Parmeliaceae. The coding region runs from base 1 to 1413 and encodes 470 amino acids. The transcript has 2 exons. Gene Ontology annotation, molecular function: 3-beta-hydroxysteroid 3-dehydrogenase (NADP+) activity. The record is from RefSeq and is a predicted model, not a curated record. Gene Ontology annotation, biological process: ergosterol biosynthetic process. Gene Ontology annotation, cellular component: lipid droplet; mitochondrial outer membrane; endoplasmic reticulum membrane.
AUGGACGAGACCGACGACCUUCGUCCGCAAGACAAUGAACAGCAUAGCUAUGUGCUUAUUACCGGAGCCAACAGUGGCCUUGGGUUCGCCAUCUGCUGCCGAUUGAUUGAUGAAUUCAUAUCUUUACGACCAACAUUCGAAUGCCUUACCCUUAUCAUCACCACUCGAGAUUCUAGAAAGAGCGGUGACACUGUCAAGCGCCUUGAGCGGUAUCUCGAAAGGCAAUCAAGAGAACUUGAUGCGCCCUUGAAACAUCGAAUAUCUCUUCAGCCCGAGCAAGUUGAUCUGACAUCCCUUCGUUCGGUACAAACCCUGUCCACCAGACUUCUCGGAAAUCUUCCACGCCUCGAUACCAUCAUCUGCAAUGCGGGAUAUGGCGCAUUCACAGGCAUUGACUGGCCAAUCGCUAUCAAGGAGACAUUGACUGACUUUGUUACAUCACUCACCUACCCUUCUUUCAAGCUGAGCGCCACUGGCGAGACCACUGCUGCCCAAACAGGCUCUAGGGAGCUCGAUAUUAAAGCUGGUAACAGCCCAAAUGAUGAACCUCCUCUCGGCCAAGUCUUCACAUCCAAUGUCUUUGGACAUUAUCUGCUCUCCCACCAACUCACUCCUCUCCUCUCCGCGUCUCCAGACCACGGCCGGAUAGUCUUCAUAUCCAGCAUUGAGUGUCUCGCAUCCCACUUCAAUUCCGCCGAUAUUCAGGGUCUCGCUUCCUCCAAAGCUUACGAGUCUUCAAAACGCCUCACGGACGUUAUAGUGCUCACAUCAACGCUUCCCUCCAUGAAACCCUUCGUUCAGCGCUUUCUGACCCCUUCUCCCUCGACACCCUCACAGUCGAUCUUGCUUCUCGAUAACGAGCCGUCAGACUCUACUAGAAGCUCUACUCCAGAUACCCCACCUCAACGUAUCAGCUUGUCAGAUAAUGAAUACCGUCUACCCACCAACCCUGAGCCAAAGAUCUAUGUCUCCCACCCUGGCAUCUGCGCCACCUCCAUCAUCACGCUCUCCAUCAUCCCCUUCUACCUCCGUAUCCUCGCCUUCUACAUAGCCCGCUGGCUUGGCUCGCCCUGGCACACAGUCUCCGCUUACAAAGGGGCUUGUGCGCCUGUCUGGCUUGCACUAGCCGAACAAGACGAGCUUGAGGAUAUCGAGCAAAGAGAGGGGAAGGGCAAAUGGGGGAGCGUCUGCGAUAGAAUGGGACAUGAGAGAGUUGUGAGAACCGCGGUGGACGGGUGGGGUUUGGGAGGACGAAUGGGGGAAGGAGACAUGAGCAACAGGAUUGGAUCUAGGAGGGGCUUCCAAGAAGUGACUAGAGAGGAUAGAGAAGGUUUCGAGGAACUAGGCAGGGAGUGCUGGAGGGAAAUGGAGGGAUUAAGGGUGGCGUGGGAGGAGAUGCUGAGGCAGGAAUGA